Molecule: messenger RNA, 938 nt
Organism: Pterocles gutturalis (yellow-throated sandgrouse)
Lineage: Eukaryota; Metazoa; Chordata; Aves; Pterocliformes; Pteroclidae
Product: heparin cofactor 2-like
Exons: 3
Coding region: 44-625 (193 amino acids)
Biological process (GO): negative regulation of endopeptidase activity
Molecular function (GO): serine-type endopeptidase inhibitor activity
Source: RefSeq, a predicted model, not a curated record
CAUUGUAUUAACAGGAACUUGGGAGAAUAAGUUUCCAGUGGAAAUGACAACAAAGAGAAGUUUCCGACUGAACGAGAAGCAAACAAUAAAGGUUCCUAUGAUGCAGACUAAAGGGAACUUCCUCGCUGCUGCAGACCCUGAGCUGGACUGCGGUGUGAUCCAGCUCCCGUUCGUGGGGAACAUCAGUAUGCUGAUUGUACUUCCACACAAACUCUCUGGCAUGAAAGCCCUGGAAAAGCAGAUAACACCUCAAGUGGUGGAAAAAUGGCAGAAGAGCAUGACAAACAGAACAAGAGAAGUGGUUCUGCCUAAAUUUAAGCUGGAGAAGAGUUAUAACUUGAUUGGUUAUCUGAGAUCCAUGGGAAUAGAACAACUGUUCACUGAAAAAGGCGACUACUCCGGUAUAUCGGAUGAGAAAGUCACUAUUGACAGGUUCAAUCAUCAAGGCACAAUAACUGUGAAUGAGGAAGGCACAGAGGCUGGAGCAAUAACCAACGUGGGGUUCAUGCCCCUUUCUACUCAGAUUCGCUUUAUUGUUGACCGCCCCUUUUUGUUUCUGAUCUACGAACAUCGUACCAGUUGCCUUCUGUUCAUGGGGAGAGUUGCCAACCCAGCCAAGUCCUAAAAGCAGAGAAGACCUCCAACACGCUGUUCUAUGUGGGCUGUGUACUUACACGUUAAUAUAUCAGCAUCAUAAAGGAAAAGUCAUUGUCAUAUUAGCUAGUAAAAAAGCCACUGGUAUCAAAAGAAAAUAUAUUAUCUACAGGUAGUUUCACAUGAAUGGACUUACAGCAGUAGAUAAUUUGACUGCAAUUUAAAGUGGUUAAUGACAUGUAUCAAUACGAGUGUAUUAAAAAAAUAAAUCACAAAGUAACUUAAACUUUGUGUUCUAUGUCAGUGUAUAAAAUGUAAUCAAUAAAACAUUUAGACUACCUGGA